Messenger RNA from Zonotrichia leucophrys gambelii, 1593 nucleotides. Its product is annotated as Fc receptor-like protein 3. The record is from RefSeq and is a predicted model, not a curated record. NCBI's taxonomy places the organism in Eukaryota, Metazoa, Chordata, Aves, Passeriformes, Passerellidae. Bases 100 to 1593 code for a protein of 497 amino acids. Gene Ontology annotation, cellular component: plasma membrane. The transcript has 8 exons.
UGGGGACAGAUGUAAAUUCUCUUCCUUCCCCUUUAGCUCAAGAGCCACCAGGCUGGGGACAGGUGGCCCUGGCCGCGAGUGACAGCCGGGGACACCGGGAUGGCCGGGAGGGUGGCACUGCUCCUGUGGGCCCAGACCCUCGGCCUUGUUGGUGCUCAGACCACCCAGCUCCUCGUGAAGCCCCCCUGGAGGCCGGCGGUGCUGUGGGACCGGGUGACACUGACCUGCCAGGGCUUGGGGACUGCUGGUGACACCACCUGGUACAAGGAUGGGAAGCGCUGGUGGCAGAAGAGACAGGAGAGCUUCACUGUCACCGAGAGAGGCACCUAUGAGUGUGACAGACCCGGCACUGGGCCCAGCCCCCCUGUGACAGUCUCAGCCGACCCGCUGGUGCUGCAGGUGCCGGGAUGGGUGCUGCUGGAAGGGGACACGGUGACACUGCGCUGCCGGGGCUGGUGGAACGUCACGGUCACCUUGGUGUCCUUCUACCACGAGGGGACAGAACUGGGGAGGCUCCGCGAUGGCGCAGAGCUGUCCCUGUCCCCUCUGCAGCUGAAACACAGCGGCCGCUACCGCUGCGAGGGCCGGGUGGGAUACCGGGAGUGGGAGGAGUCAGCGCCGGUGACAGUGACAGUGCACGAGCUCUUCUCGGUGCCAGUGCUGGUGCUGGAGGGUCCCCCCGAGAUCACCGUGGGGUCCCCCCUGACUCUCAGCUGCCGCAGCACCCCCAGCCCCCUGCGGCCCCGAGCCCCCCUCCUGUACCUGUUCUACCGGGACGGGUGGGUGCUGGGGGUCCUGCAGGGGUCCCCGCAGCUGCUGCUGCCCGCCGUGGGGGUCUCCCACUCGGGGAAUUACAGCUGUGAGGCGCAGUCCCAGAGUGGGACCGUGCGGAAGAGCAGCGCCCGGCUCAGCGUCACGGUGCGCAGGAUCCCACCCUCGGGGGUGUCCCUGUCAGCGCAGCCCCCCGGGGGACAGGUGGCACUUGGGGACAGCCUGGUGCUGAGCUGUGCGGUGGCCGCGGGGACAGGUCCCCUGUCCUUCUCCUGGCACCGGGAGGGCUCGGGGGCACCGCUGGGCACCGGCACCCGCCUGGAGCUGGGACACGUUGGGGACAAUGACAGCGGCCAGUACCGGUGCCGGGUCAGCGAUGGGGACAGCGUGGCCGAGAGUGACACCAUGAAUGUCACCGUCCUGGUGCCCGUGGCCAAUGCCACCAUCACCCCCGGUCCCCUGGCACACCAGGUGCACACAGGUGACAACGUGACCCUGCGCUGCUCAGUGCAGGUGGGCUCAGCCCCUGUCACCUUCACCUGGCUGCACAACGGGCAGGAGGUGGCCCGGGGUCCCCUCCUGGAGCUCAGGGACAUCGCUGUGGGACAUUCGGGCACCUACCAGUGCGUGGCCACCAACCAGCUGGGACAGGACGGGCACCGCGUGUUCCGGGCAUUCAGCCCUGAGCUGGCACUGGAGGUGACAACGUGGGGACACAGGGACACAGCAGUGGCCGCAGGGGUUGGCAGCUCCCUCCUGGCCUUGGUCCUGCUCGGGGCGGCCAUCGUGGGCUGGCAGCGGUGCCACCGCCGCGGUGGGUGA